This is a messenger RNA of Capsaspora owczarzaki ATCC 30864, 892 nucleotides long. RefSeq lists its product as hypothetical. The record is from RefSeq and is a predicted model, not a curated record. The transcript has a single exon. The coding region runs from base 151 to 762 and encodes 203 amino acids. Lineage: Eukaryota; Filasterea; Ministeriida; Capsasporidae.
CAGAUUCUGACCGAAACAGCUCAGUCUCACUUCUUUCGACCCUCUGCAACUCACAGCAAAUUCAAGUACAUACUCCAUUCAUCAAACUUGUGCAUCAGCAAGCCUUUGUGUACACAUUCAAGCCAAGCCAAGUAGAGCGAGCAAACCAUCAUGCUCGCAAGUGGACUCGCAGGACUGCUGCUGGCUCGUCACGCCGGCCCGCACUGCCUGAGCACGCGGAUAGGAUGCUUUUCGCGAUUGCCUCUGAUGAACACUGCCAGUCACCCAGCUGGGUCUCUGCGGACGAGGCUGCGUUGGUCCAGUCGCGCCGCCUUGGCCACACGCGCUGGACACGCUGGCGCAUCUUCAACUUCACAGACGGCCUUCCCGCGCGUCACGCACAGACCCAUCAACUGGAGACGCAUGGCAGGACUGUUUGCGCUCAGCUUUGCCGGAUCGGUGGUCUACUGCGAGUUCUACACCGAGUCGUUUCCGUUGCACUUUUGCUCGCCCAUCAACUACGGCGCGAUCGGACGAGAGAUUCACAACAUUCUGCCAGAGUUUGACACGGUGCGACAAGCCGCAGUCGAUGCUGCAUUGAGCCACACGCGCGUGCUUGGGCCGCUGGACUGGAUGGCGCUGGGAGCAGAGCACGCGCGAAAGGAAGAGUUUGACUAUGCCGUGCACGCAUUCUACCUGGCGUACCUCACUGCAGACGCCACUGUCACAGACGAGCCCUAUCGAGACGUUGUGCACCAGACGUUGAUGGGCUGCAAGCCAUAGUGAACACGCACACAAAUGCGGGUGUCUUGUAUUUUUUUCUUUUUGGUUUCUGUUUGAUUUUGUUGUUUUCAUGUACAGUUUUGCUGCUUUGCCAGACAAGUAUACAUUGUCAUCAAGCAGACACACAAAC